CGUUAGCAAAAGCGUUCCGCUCACCAACAAAAGUAGCAUUUUCAACUCAAGCCUAUCGACAAGGUCUACUUGGUAUUUUGUCGCGUAUUUUUUGUUGAUAUUGACAAUAUGUCUGCGCGAAAAUUACAAGUGGAAAUUGAAAAAACGUUUAAAAAAGUGACAGAUGGGAUUGUCAUUUUCGACGAAGUUUACGAAAAGCUGAAUGUCAGCACCAGUGCCUCUCAGAAAGAAAAACUAGAAGGCGAUUUGAAAACACAAAUAAAAAAGUUACAGCGUUUGCGUGAUCAAAUCAAGACAUGGGCCAGCAGUAAUGAUAUUAAAGACAAGAAAGCUUUAAUAGAAAAUCGCCGACUGAUCGAAGCGAAAAUGGAGGAAUUUAAAGCUGUGGAACGAGAAAUGAAAAUUAAGGCGUUCAGUAAAGAAGGACUGAGUAUCGCCCUAAAGAUGGAUCCAAGAGAAAAGGAAAAGCAUGACACGAUUCAGUGGAUUUCGAGUGCUGUCGAAGAAUUAGAGCGCCAAGUCGAACUGUUAGAAGCAGAAACUGAGAGCUUGCGUGCCACUUUCAAGCGAGGGAAACGUGAUAUUUCUAAGCAAACUCAUCUUUCUGAACUGGAGUCACGCAUUGAAACUCACAAGUGGCACCAAGAGAGAUUGGAGCUAAUUAUGCGACGCUUGGAAAACUCUCAGAUAUCUUCAGAUGCUAUAAACAAUAUUCAAGACGAUAUUAUGUAUUAUGUCGAAUCCAGUCAAGAUGCCGAUUUUGCUGAAGACAUGAACAUUUAUGAUGACCUCGAUCUUGAUGAUUCUUCAGGAAUAUUCGAUGCCGAAAGAUCUGCAGACUCUUCUUCCGCAGCCUCUGAUUCCUCUUCUCAAAAAGACGAUGAAAACGUACCGGUCGUAGAUUCUCCACCCUCAGUCGAAGCAGCGUUAAAAGACGUUCCGUCAUCCCCAACCUUCAUGACUUCGGCACCCCAAGCACAUGAAGAAGAAUCGAAAGCCGCAGAAGUUUCGUCGCCUCCCCCGAAAGAGAAUUCGCAAAAUGAGAUUGAUGGUCCUAGUCGGCCACAAUUGCCCAAUAGUACACCAUCUUUUGCAAAAGCCGCUGCUGUAGCUGCUCCCGGUAAUUCCGCCAAUUCUGUUACUUCAGCUCCGAUAAUACAAAAUAAGCAACCUGGGUCUCCCCGUGUUUCAAAUGCUUCUGCUCCUAAAGAAAAGAAAUAUGCGUUUGCUGCCGCCGCUGCUGCUGCUGCUGCCACUCAAUCAAAAGAGCCUACCAGUAAUCGGACAGAUCUCCCUGCUUCUCCGAAAGUGGGAUCUGGCAGCACCCAAUCCAAAUCAGAUACUACAGGUCCCUCUAUGUCGCCAAAGUCUCAAGAACCAAAAACAGAUGCUCUUCCUGAAGUUUCCGAGCAUAUUUCUGAAACAAAUCAUGAUAAUAUCACAACAGAAGAGAAAUUUCCCUCAUCUCCUCCAGAGUAUAUCCAAGAUUUGGUAGGAGCACUCAAUGCUUCAAAAAUUCGACUUCAAUAUCCCAUAAAUAAAGAAAAGCUGACUGAGGCUCUCAAUAUUAGCUGUGUGUACGUACCUGAUGCAGUCGAUGCCGCAAAACCAAAAUUUUAUGUACCUAAAGAUCCUUAUCCAGUACCCCAUUAUUACCCGCAGCAGCCUCUUCCCUUGUUUGAUUCUCCAGAAAUGACUGAAGUUGUUGAUCCAGAUACAUUGUUUUACAUGUUUUAUUAUUUGCCUGGCACAUAUCAACAGUAUCUCGCUGGUCGGGAACUUAAGAAACAAAGUUGGCGUUUCCACAAAAAGUACACAACUUGGUUUCAAAGACAUGAGGAGCCCAAAAUGAUCACAGACGAAUAUGAAAGUGGAACUUAUAGGUACUUUGAUUUUGAGGGCGAUUGGGUGCAAAGAAAGAAGGCCGACUUUCGUUUCAUGUAUGAGUAUCUCGAAGACGAUGAGGAUUGGAGCCGGUGAACGUAUUUAUUCUCAAUUGUUACGACCGUAAAUAAAUUCUUUGGGCAUAAUCAUGUUGUUUACAGUUUCUGGUGAUUCACGUAUCGCGAACCGAAUUCGUUAAUUAUGAGUAAUAUAGCAAUACAGUCUAGUUACUUUUUGGUAAUUCUGGAUACAUUUUAAUUGUAAUUAAUUUCCUCUACUUCUUCUUUUCACAGCAAUUGACUUUCAUAAAAAAAUUAAAUUCAUUAAAUUGGAAAUAAAAG
Messenger RNA from Schizosaccharomyces octosporus yFS286, 2225 nucleotides. RefSeq names its product CCR4-Not complex subunit Not3/5. Gene Ontology annotation, biological process: regulation of DNA-templated transcription; nuclear-transcribed mRNA poly(A) tail shortening. The transcript has 4 exons. NCBI's taxonomy places the organism in Eukaryota, Fungi, Ascomycota, Schizosaccharomycetes, Schizosaccharomycetales, Schizosaccharomycetaceae. The record is from RefSeq and is a predicted model, not a curated record. Gene Ontology annotation, cellular component: nucleus; CCR4-NOT core complex; P-body. Bases 109 to 1980 code for a protein of 623 amino acids.